Messenger RNA from Priceomyces carsonii, 2190 nucleotides. RefSeq names its product putative metalloendopeptidase. The transcript has a single exon. Bases 1 to 2190 code for a protein of 729 amino acids. The record is from RefSeq and is a predicted model, not a curated record. Gene Ontology annotation, cellular component: cytoplasm. Lineage: Eukaryota; Fungi; Ascomycota; Pichiomycetes; Serinales; Debaryomycetaceae.
AUGGCAAUUAACUUAAAUUAUUCUAAUGGGGAAAUAGUUUCUUCUCCUAGCAUCAUUAUUCAAGGUAAAAGCUCCAUUUCAUCCAAACAGGCAGUUGUCCGAUUCGUUAAUGAUGAUAAUAGAGUGUUUCCACCACAAUAUUGUGAAAUAUCUAAUAGCGGCCAUUUCAAAUGUGUGGUUCAUGUUGCUGCUAACCAGGCCAACAACAUUGUAAUUGAUAUCCUAGAAAAUUGUGAAAUAUCUUCUUCGGGUUAUUUACAAUGUAAAUACAAGGACCCUCGCAUAGUCGACAGUACCAGCAUUAGAAUAAAUUAUUGUUUUUUAGAUAAGAACAAGCCAAUUCACUUAUGUUUGCUUGUCGGUAAAGACUCUUUGGGUCAAUAUGAUAUGCCGAAAUAUCGGUUGAGGAGAGGCGAAGAGGCAAACAUUGACACUGCUAUUAGGAAAUUAAAGGUAGCCGGUAGAUUGAUGCAAGCAUAUACUCAAGAUGAAAUGAGAGCUGUAGGGUUAAGUAAUCGCUCUUUUCAGUUUGUUGAAGAGGCGGUUUCUCAUCAGGGUGUUUUCGGCUAUGAUACAAAGUCUCCGGUCCCACAUAGUGAGGUAAAAGUUCAUGUUUUAAGGUCUCCUAAAACUGUUGCUGAACUUCAAGACCCUAAUUUGACUCAGCAAAAUCCUAAGGCUACAAAUAAAGGAUGGCUCUUUAGCCAUGCAUUAGAUGUCAUUAAAAAUACUCCUGAACUAUCUGAGAAAUAUAAAUCUCAAGGAACUCCAAUACAGUGCGCCGUAUUAUACGUCGACUCUCACUAUGAUUCUAAAAAAGAUUUAAUAUUGACCCACGCAGCAUUAGGUGGGGGUAACGCAGAUAUCAAGCUAGCAAUAUUCGGUUCCCAUGGAUUGCAUUCGUGGCCCACCAGUUUUGCUUCUGUAGGACCUAGUUUUCUAGAUGCCACACAUCUAUCAAAAUCUGAGGUUGCUAAUGAUUGCAAUCAAUGUGGAACAAGUUGGGAAUGUCUCAAUGUUACUAUGGGCGCGUUUAUGCAUGAAAUUGGCCAUUCUCUCGGAAGUCCUCAUCAAGUAGAUGGUGUAAUGUUGAGAGACUACAUCUGGUUAAAUAGGUCUUUCAUGACGAAGGAGCUUGAAUGUUUAAGAGAAAGAACAAAUGGUAGAUUCAUAGGCAAUGACGGAACGUGGCCAAAAGUAUGUCACUGGAACAUAAUGGAUCUAAUAAGAUAUUUUUAUCACGCUUCCUUUUCCUUGCCUGUUGAUAGAGAUUUCGGAAAACUUUUCAGUACGUACAUGAGGCGAUAUGAAGGAUACGACGAAAUGAACUCUGCUCCUUCUCUGUAUCACUUACUGCAAGGAUCUGCCUUAAUAAAAUCAAAGUCCGGAAUCUUCAUGUUUGAACUUGUCGCCAAAGGUCUAGCGAGAUACCACAUUGCAUAUUUUCCGCAUUCAUAUGGCGGCCAUGGGCUACAACAUGAAUUAGUCUUGGAUUACAAUUUCUGCUAUAAUGCCUUAAAAGGUAACUUCAAAGAAGCGUCUGAGAAUUUCGAUGUAAGAGUACUUUCUUUAGGUGGUGAUUUGUAUAUACAAGAUUUCAAAAGUCAUUGCGUAAUGGAUAGCAUUCGUGUUGAUAAGAGUAACUAUGGGCUCGGGGAAGGUACUUUUAAUUGUUUUAAAAGUUCUUUACUUGGAAAGUCCAAAGACAAAAAGCAAGAAGUUUCUCUCUUCAAUCUUGAUACUGUGAAGAAAGUCAGAAUAUUUCAUGGAGGUGCCUUGGAUGGCAUCAAAUUCUACUACCAUGGACCUUCGAGAACUACUGAUGAUCCUCCAAAAAUACCGCCUAGAAAUUACAUAGAUAAACUUGCACAAAAAAUUAAACAAGUGGAUAUUUCUAAGAAUGACUCCGAAUUCAGUUCAUUAGUUGGACAUGAGAAAUCGAAAUAUUCAGAAUUCAUUUUGAAUGGUGGAGAAAUUAUCCAAAAGCUUCAUAUAAGAAACGGAGCCUGGAUUGAUGCUGUUCAAUUCGAGACGAAUACGGGAAGGAAAUCGCCAAUGUACGGAAACUCCAAGGGAGGUCACCUAUCCACCUUAGAGGUCCCGAGUGAGGGUUUUACAAUAAUGGGAAUGUACUGGUAUGUAGGAUCAUGGUUAGAUGGAAUUGGUUCCCUUUACACGAAUGAAAUAUAG